UGACAUAACAUCUCCCUCACAGGCGCCUACAGGGCCUGUUGCAUCCUCGUGGACAUUCAGUUCACUGCUAACCAAUAGCCUCAUAGAAGCAAAUCUCAACAUGAGGCAUGACAUUUAUGUCGAUACCUAUCGCCGUUACAAGCGCGGCACUGCGAGGAUAGCUCAAUGGCUCGCCGUGGCCGGACGUCUUUGCGGGGCCGAGGUGGAACAGAAGACAAACACGGAUGGCAAAUACCUAAUGCCACUGUCGAAGUUUCGCGAACUCGCGAACGCCAUUGCGGAAUGUACAGAGCCAAGAAUUCAAGUUCGGCCGGAGCUGUUAGAUCUCCUGAGAGAUGUCAUCUCGCUACGACUUGCGGCAUGUCUCUUCUUUCGCAACAACUCAUCUUCCGAUGAGCUGUUCGAGCGAAGCAAUGAGGGGCAUCUUCAUACUAUCGAGGUGCUGCAGGAUGUCCUGACAACCUUAAUUCCUUUGGGAAGCGCCGAAUCGCAGCCAAGGGCGGCGAAUCUGGACAGCAACGUUGCCGAUCAUGCGGAAAUUCGCAGCAACAUAUUCGACACACUGGACCUUGAAGACAUUGCUGAGCCCGUGGUCCAGCAGGAGCUUACAAAAGCCAACAAGAACCGAAACUCCAGAGGACGAUCGUUCAAGCGUGGCAAGGUCAAGCGCAACGAUGUUGAGUUGGGAUCAUCGAAGGACGAGUUGAUCUUCAACCUCUUCUGCUUCUUCAAAGAUCUGCAUGACAUUCAAGCUUACCUCGGAAACCUGUGGCAGCAACACAAGGAUGGAGACGUACCAUUAACCACAGCGGCUGUGACGACAGAUUUGGCGUUCGAUUUCAUCAAGAAUAACGAGAACCAAAUGCUAGCCUCCGAGUGGGUUGAUGAGACAGAUGGAACUCGAAGGACGAUGAGAGAAGUAUUGGCGAGCAUGCAGAAGAAUCGUACCUCCUCAGCCGUGCCUCUUUACUGGAACUUCGAGAAGGAAGGAGGACUACUGAAUCACGGAUAUCUCGGUGAAUUAGUUUUCUCGCACGUUUCGGAUUUCAAUGGCGACAAACUCGCGAAUGGCAAAGCGUCCGACGAGGCUGUCCAGACCCGCAUGUAUCAAGUGUCCGAGUGGCUCUACACGCCAGCAUACAUCAUGCUCGAUCGCCUGGAAGCGUCAAGUACCGGGGCUGACAGCCUUCGUGGUGCGCCUCAGAACUCGUCGGCUUCCUUCACGAGAACGAACGGAGAAGCGGCCGUCAUCGCAGCGAGCGAAUUCGAGAAGAGGUUUGAAACCCUCGGGAAGCUUGGGCUGGAUCUGGUACAAAUAUACUGCACUGGCCUCCACGAAGCCUUGGCUUCCGAUAUAUGGACGAAAACUUUCGCUGAACUUAUGUCACCCUUAAAGCCGGAGACGAAGAAGAGAUUGGGUCCCCGGAACAACCGACAAUUGUGCAACACCAUCCCAGUGUGGUUGGCGUUCGCCACGACGGUGUACCUGGACGUGCGCACGCUGUUGGGAUCUCAGACCAGAGAAGCAUUCCAGGACUUAGAGCAAGAAAGCAAGAUGAUAUCCCGCACCAUCACGCAGAUGUUGCAGUGGGCGAAGCACCAUCCCGAACCUGCGUGGACGCAAUCACAUGUCGCGGCCAUGAUAUUAAAUGACCCGAUACGUGCUAUCAGAGAUGCCCCAGGCGGCAAGCUUCUGCCAAAGAGUCCACCUCAUCAUCUUAUGCGCACGCAUCCUCUACUGGCUGGCAUACGCAUGUUCUUCUUACAGCUCUGCAUGUGGGACGCGUCUAUCGGGAUGACGAAUAUUCAUGAUGGUAUUGGCCAGGCAACGCAUCUUUACGGUCUGGCAUCAACCAAGACGCCAGGGAUAUGGAAGGACAUGGAAUACUUACUGGGUCUUCACGACGAAGAGUAUCUAUACUAUGGCGGACGACCCAAGAACAUAUCCGAAAGCUGCCGCAAGUACUCACUGGCGUUAGGGAUGUCCGCACAAACAUCGGCAAAUCACACACACAGCGCCAGAAAGAUAUCUGCUCGAGGCUUCCAACAUGCUGUGCGGCAAUUACGACCUCACGUCAUUCCCAGCGACUUGCUCAAUCACAGAUACGAGGCCAUACGUAUGCGCAGUGGUCCUGCUGAAGGGCCACAGACGAAUCUACCCGCUUCAGAGCUACUGCUGGAGUUUCAGAAACGGCAACCGAAUGCAACACUGGACGUCGAGCAGGGUCAAUCUGCUCAUGUGGUGCCGCUGCUGUGUAUUGUGCAAAAGGCAUUAUCUGCAGACACCAAACACCUGGCAUUCGACUAUGUUGCCAUGCACCAACGCUGCUGGGCUGUCCUGGAGCGACUGCAGAUGGAACUUCGCGAGGAUCUUGCAUGGCUCGGCGGUCACACUGGCCAGAACUUGAUGAGGAAAGAUCAGAUGUCCUUGCGGAUCAUGGUGGGAGUCAUCUUCAACAGCAUCUCAGCCGUAUCCAAAAGCGGCUUGAACAAGAAGAAUGACAAUUUCGCGCGUCUGGCGCUCAACACCAUCGACAUCGUGCAAAGUAUAGCCGAGGAAGAAAGCUGCACCGGCUUAGAUGCAGUGAAAGACAGGCUAAGCAGCAGAUCUCUUCAAAGACCGCGAACAGACGAUGGCAUCAACGGCGCCGAACCUGAUGUCAAUUCUGAUGAUCUGGCUAUGCUCAAUGCCGCAUUGGACAUGGCGCCCGAACGAUCGCUUACAGAGGAACAAGUCAAAGAAGUACUCAAAAGAGCAAGCACAACACCACUAGACGAAUUUCCACCUCACACACAAGAGUAUCUCAAACACAUACAAGCUUCAGGCGGAGAUCUGUCCAAAGGUGUGCAAGGUGUUCUGCAAGGUAUAGAGAACAAAACCAGUCAAUACACACCCGAGCAGCAAGAGCGAGUUCUUCAAACGACAACUAUGAAAGAAUUACUCGAUCUCAUGAAAGUAUUUGAGCGACAAGCCGUUGAGGAAGUGACGUCCAUAGACGGCGCGGAAGAGAAGAAGAAGCGGAACAACAAAAACAAGAACAAAAAUCGUAAACUCAAGCAAAAAGAGAUGAAAGCUGCAGCAGCCACUGGCUCUACUCUUGUGUCAACACGCGCACAAGACGAAGAAGUUGAAGAAGUCGUCAGGCAAAAACCUCUUUCUGUAAAUCGAAAGAAUAUGACACCUGGCCAAAUUGCCGAGCAAGACUGGGAAGCCUACGAGCAGGCUCGGAAAGAGGGUAAGAUGAUUAUCGACGGAGAGGAAUUUGUUUACACUGGAAGGAAGACUGUAGAUUUGAGUCUUGAAGACAUUCUCAAUCCUGAAAAUCUUACAGAGGAGCAGUGCCAUGCUCUCAUGCAAUUACAGGAGAGUCUUGCGCGAGAAGAAAGUCAAGGAAAGAGGCAGUCACGCCAUCGUAGAGCAUAGAUGUAAUGACACUCAGAGCGAUGCUGUGUCGCGGCAACCAUCUCAUCAAUCUCAUACCGAAUUCAAGAUACAAGAACGAGGCACU
Messenger RNA from Cercospora beticola, 3509 nucleotides. RefSeq lists its product as uncharacterized. Lineage: Eukaryota; Fungi; Ascomycota; Dothideomycetes; Mycosphaerellales; Mycosphaerellaceae. The record is from RefSeq and is a predicted model, not a curated record.